AUGUCAGAACAUUCAACACCUUCGGGUAGGGGAAGAGGUAGAAGUAGAACAUCUUAUAGGACCACACCUUCUCCAGAUGCCAAUUCUGGUUCGCAAUAUUUUUCUCCUGACUCCACACCUGUUGUUCAAUCCACACAAUUCAAUCUCCAGUCACCACCCCCACCACCACCCUCACAACCUUUUGCUCCCAUGCCUCAUCAAUUUCCAUAUCCUGGAACCACGAUGCCGCCAUGGGGUUAUUAUGGUGUUCCACCUACUUUCUACCCACCAGAUGUUGUACCACCGAGUGGCCAAUAUGUUGGGGGAACUUCUCAUAUGCCAGACAGACAUUCCCCAUACACAUUCAUGCCGACACCGCAAGGACUCAAUUCAUUAUCUGCUUCUGCACAACACUCUGAGCCCAUUCCAACUGACCCGGAAAAAUAUGAAAGAUUGAGUGCGGAGGCAUCUUCAUCAUCCGCAAGUAUCGGAGAGUCCUCAUCGCCUACAGUUAAUGAACACGACAUCUUCUAUCAAGCUGUUAGUGGUCGGAAUAGAAAGGGUCGAAUAUACGGGCUGGGCUCCCAAGCUAAUUUGUUAUAUCCAUCUACCACCAAUCGUUCUAGCCAAUCAUCUUCACAUAUGUCACCAGAGUUUGAACAAAUGAAACUUAAAGUCACCCAAUUAACUGAUGAGUUGCUUGAAUCCCGGGCUGAGAAUCGGCAAUUACGACAGUGGCAAGAACAAGUGACAGCGUGGCAGUCAGAAAUGAAUAUAGUAAUAAGUAGAUUGACAAAACAAUCUACUGCAGAUGCUGGACCGUCGACUGUUCCAGGUGGAUCUGACCCGGUAGCUGAUCAAGAUGAGAGUGACAAUGAUGAAGAUGAAAAUGCUAAUAAUAAUGAGGAUUGA
Diospyros lotus (date-plum) is the source of this 891-nucleotide messenger RNA. Its product is annotated as formin-like protein 7. The transcript is spliced from 2 exons. The record is from RefSeq and is a predicted model, not a curated record. The coding region runs from base 1 to 891 and encodes 296 amino acids. NCBI's taxonomy places the organism in Eukaryota, Viridiplantae, Streptophyta, Magnoliopsida, Ericales, Ebenaceae.